Olea europaea var. sylvestris is the source of this 1277-nucleotide messenger RNA. Its product is annotated as zinc finger protein CONSTANS-LIKE 5-like. Lineage: Eukaryota; Viridiplantae; Streptophyta; Magnoliopsida; Lamiales; Oleaceae. The coding region runs from base 200 to 1081 and encodes 293 amino acids. The transcript is spliced from 4 exons. Gene Ontology annotation, biological process: regulation of flower development. Gene Ontology annotation, molecular function: protein binding. Gene Ontology annotation, cellular component: nucleus. The record is from RefSeq and is a predicted model, not a curated record.
AUUCCUUUUCAAUUCUCUCUCUUGAUUUCGGCUGUUUCUGUAGCUGCCCUGUUUGACACCUAUAUAAGGAUCGCCUCUGCGUUUAAAGAACUUCUCUAUCAAUUCUAUACAUACUUCUGCGUGUGAUUUUCUCUUUAUUCGGUGCUUAUAUAGAUAGAGAAAUAUAUUAAACAGUGAGAGAGAUUGUACUGGGGAAAAAAUGUAUGCUGAAACUGGACUGAUGUCCCCUUAUUUUCAGAGUUUCCCUCAAGAAGUUCACCAGCUUGAUGAGUUCUACUACUCACAGAAACCCAAUGCUCCAUUGGGCAACCUCAAUCAUACAUCCACCAUAUUGGAUUACAAUCUCGGGGGAGAAGGGGAUCUCUUCAAGGCCCCCGAACCAGUAAUUCAAGAACCGCUGAUUAAUCUUGAUCCAAUGACAGCUGCCAUUUCAAUGAUUUCUUGCGGAGAAAACAUUAUCUCCCCCCACGCACUGAAUGUGUCCGCCAUUGAAUCAUCAAUUGAGAGUGGGCAACUCCUCAGUGAGGUCUACUAUGAAUGCAAGAAGGAUAUUUUGGCUAAAGAUGCAACAGUAACACCACUCUCCGAAGUCAUGGAUAUCAAAAUUCCGACUGUAAAGAUGGAUGAACACCCGAAUUCUGAUGAAAAAAUGCUUCCAGAAGGUCCAUUCCAGAAAAGUGUAAGUUCGGGCUGCCUAUCGAAGGACUGGAUGUGUGAUGCUCCACUGAGUUCGAAUUUUCUGAUUCCCGACAUGGACUUGGGGGAAGUUUAUGGGAUGCGAAGAUCAUUCAGUGAAGGAGACAUAAAGACUCUUGGUAAUGGUAAUAUAAGCCUCUUACCACCCUCAAUGGGGCAGCCACAGAUUAUUGGCAGUUGCACUUCUGAAGGGCGGAAGGAAAAACUAUCCAGAUACAGGAACAAGAAGACUAAGAGGAAUUUUGGCAGAAAAAUCAAGUAUGCCUGCAGGAAGGCCCUAGCCGACAGCCAACCAAGAAUCCGGGGAAGAUUUGCCAAGACGGAAGAAAUAUGCUCCCAAGAAGCAAUAACUCCGAGCAGGACGAAGAAAUAUAGGGGAAGGUAGUAGUUAGAACUGAUGCUGUAAUGGAAGUGAUCCAUGAUAAAGUUAGCUGGUAUAAUAUGAGUCUAUGCAGGAUCUAUAAAUAAGCUGGAGCUUAGUUGAUUUCUUGUUAAGUACAAUAAUCUGUAGAUCAAAUGUUCAACUGGAGUUGUAUAUACUGUUUGUUUAAUAAAAUAUUUUUGUAUAUUUCUUAAAAAAA